GUCGCAUCCCAGGAAAAAUAGAUAAAUAAAAAGCUAAUUAAUGGUAUUGGUGUAAAGGAUAGAUAAAUGGGUUCUAAUAUUGUCCAAGUAGUGAACUAUUACGUGCUAGUACUUCUAUUCUGUCUCAUCAAAUUUAGUUAUUCAGGCUACUCCUAUAAUGCUAUCGAAAAUGAGCUUUGGCAAUAUUGCUAUACAAGUUACUCAGUGAAUUUAGGUUCCAUUAGCAAUAAAUGUGUAUUAUUAGAUUGCAAUAGAAUACUAGCCAAUUAUGGAAUCAACGAAUAUAUUACAUGUCAAAAUAUAAAACUGGCAUUGUCAGCAUUUGAUGAUGGUCAAAGAAACAAUUUUGAGGAUGAUAUUCAGGAUGAUCUCCAGACUUAUGAUUUUGAUGAAAAUAAAAUUAUUAGUGACAACAUAACUCAUUUACUUGUCGAAAAAUCUCUAUUGGAUUCAGGAACUAAUCAAGAUGAUGCAGAUACAAUCUCUGAUUGGGAGCCUAUCAGUGAUAAUAUCGCCAAAAAUCAAACAAAGUAUUAUCAGUUUAAUGUUAAUACCAAAUCCACAGGAUUAUCAUCAUAUUAUCAUGUUUUAAUUUUUUUAUCUGGAAAUAUUUGUUCUUUACCGUCAGGAUUUAAAAACGAAGACAUUGAUGAUUCAUCUACAGCAUUGGAAGUUUAUUUUAGUUUUAAUGUAAACUUGUUUGCAAAUAUAUCAAGUCUUUCAAAAAGUGAAUAUUCAAAAAAAUCAUUUGAAUAUGGAUAUAUGCAGGAUCUAGCGACUCAUGAAAUGCCAAACAAUCUAACUGAAACGUAUAUUACGCUUUAUAUUUUAGUUAAGGCACCAGAUCUUGAUUACAUUGAUGAAGAUGAAGUGUGGUCGUAUCAGAUUGGUGCAUCGCAAUCCAAUUUAAUUUAUCAAUGGGAUGAUAGAAACUGGAUUUCAUUAGUGGACACAGACGACACAUCAACAUUAUUUUCAACUGGGAAUUUAUCAGAAGUUACAAAUCAUACAGAUAGUAGUGACUUCCUGGAAAUAACAACAUCAUUAGAAUCAGCAUCAGAUUAUGAUAUCUAUGUUUAUAAAUACAGUGACAAUUCUUCCUUUGGGGAAUACCAAUUCAAUGGGCUAAAUAGAAGUUGGUGUGCAGUCAAGAAUAAUCCCUCGUUGUACAAAACUAGCGAUAUGCAAACUAGUUUUACAAGAAGAGGGGGUUUAUUUAAAAAACAAUUCUACUUGGAUGGAUUAAAUGCAUCAACAAAGUACAUUGUUUAUUCGUUGCAGAAUUUCAAUGGAACACUUGGUGGAGUGGUGUUUAAUCAUUUUGUGUUUGAGACCAAAUCGAGUAACUCAUGUCAAUUGAUUUAUGAUUUGGAAUUUUGCUCAGAUAUAGCAUAUACAGUCCCAGCAUCAACAAUAUAUCCUAAUGUCCCUCUAGCAAGAAAUUCAUCUACAAUUGAUAGUGACAACAUGACUUUACCAGAAUUUUAUGACAAUUAUGCGAAAUCAAUAUUUGAAAAUUUUGAGAAAAAUUUGCAACAAGAGCCAUGUCAAGUGAAAAAAGAAGAAAGAUUUUCACCGAUUUUAACAUGCGAGGAUUGUGCACAAUCUUAUAAGGAUUGGUUAUGUGCAGUCACUAUACCAAGAUGCACGACUGAAACUCGGGCAGAAUACAAAAAAAGAGAGGUGGGAAAGUCGAGAUUAGAACACAUCAACGAGUUGGUUAAACCACAAGAGUAUUUUGAGAUACUACCAUGUUUAAACAUGUGUUAUGCUUUACCACGAGACUGUCCAGCAUCGUUUGGAUUUCAAUGUCCUGGCAAAAACAGCACAGUCAAACUAAGCUACUUUUGGGACGAGGACAAAGACUACGCUACGUGCAAUUUUGUAGGCAAACUACUGACAAGCGCAGCCAAACGACUUCUCAUCAACCACCUUCAUAUCUUUGUCAGUCUUUUCAUUGUUGCAAUCUACCAAAUAUGAUAUCAAUAAAGCUUCAGACACAAACAACAGUCUUAAUUGCACCAGAGAGUUGGGUCAUGUAGAGUACGCGUUUUGAUACAUGCAUUUAGAUGUAUGUAUACACACGCAUACAUCAUGCAUUGCAGUGUUUUCGACAAAAGUUUUCGCUGAAAAUUUUCGUUGCAAAAGUUCAGCGCGAAAUCCAUAUAUAGCUCAAAUAGGAUGUCCG
This is a messenger RNA of Ascoidea rubescens DSM 1968, 2188 nucleotides long. It is a transcript of the gene MID1, whose product is annotated as Mid1p. NCBI's taxonomy places the organism in Eukaryota, Fungi, Ascomycota, Saccharomycetes, Ascoideales, Ascoideaceae. The record is from RefSeq and is a predicted model, not a curated record. The coding region runs from base 67 to 1980 and encodes 637 amino acids. Gene Ontology annotation, biological process: calcium ion import across plasma membrane. Gene Ontology annotation, molecular function: calcium channel activity. The transcript has a single exon.